This is a messenger RNA of Spathaspora passalidarum NRRL Y-27907, 2367 nucleotides long. RefSeq lists its product as uncharacterized. The transcript has a single exon. Lineage: Eukaryota; Fungi; Ascomycota; Pichiomycetes; Serinales; Debaryomycetaceae. The coding region runs from base 1 to 2367 and encodes 788 amino acids. The record is from RefSeq and is a predicted model, not a curated record. Gene Ontology annotation, cellular component: plant-type cell wall. Gene Ontology annotation, molecular function: alpha-L-arabinofuranosidase activity; xylan 1,4-beta-xylosidase activity. Gene Ontology annotation, biological process: xylan catabolic process; arabinan catabolic process.
AUGUUGCCAAUCAAAUUAUUAGCAACACUCGCUCUUUCUAUUUUCGCCAUUGGUGAAACUCCACCUUCUUUUCCAGAUUAUAAUACUGAAUCCAACCCUCAAUUACCACCAAUCACUUUCCAAGCCGUUCACUUUUCUUUCCCGGAUUGUCAAAAUGGUCCAUUGAAGGACAAUGAUGUUUGUAAUCCAUAUCUCCCAAAUAACCAGAGAGCCAAAGCUGUGGUUGAUUUAUUCACCGUUGAUGAAUUGAUCGCUAACAUGGGUAACACAUCUCCAGGUGUUGAACGUUUAGGUCUUCCACCAUACCAAUGGUGGAGUGAAGGUUUACACGGUAUUGCUAGAUCCAACUUUACUGCUUCUGGUGAAUACUCCCAUGCUACUUCUUUCCCUCAACCAAUCUUGAUGGGUGGUGCUUUCAACAGUGACUUAUAUAAACAAGUUGGUAAUGUUAUUGGUACUGAAGCUAGAGCUUUCAACAACGUUGGAAGAGCUGGUUUAGAUUACUACUCACCAAAUAUCAACCCAUUCAAAGAUCCUAGAUGGGGUCGUGGUCAAGAAGUUGCUUCUGAAUCUCCAGUUUUAGUUGGUAACUAUGCUUUAAACUACGUUCAAGGUUUACAAGGAGGUAUUGAUUCUAAUCCAAACGAUGACACUUUACAAGUUGCUGCUACUUGCAAGCAUUUUGCUGGUUACGAUAUGGAAUCCUGGAAACAACAUUCUAGAUUAGGUUACAAUGCCAUUAUUAGUGAUCAAGAUCUUGCUGAUUACUACUUUCCAACUUUCCAAAGUUGUGUUAGAGAUGCCAAGGCUGCUGGUGCUAUGUGUUCUUAUAAUGCUAUCAACGGCAUUCCAGUUUGUGCUUCUGAAUUCUUCCUUGGUACUGUUAUAAGAGAGGGAUUUGACUUCCAAAACGGUGUUAUUCACUCUGAUUGUGAUUCCCUUUACAGCAUUUGGAAUCCCCACUUGUAUGUUCAAGAUUUAGGAGCUGCUGCUGCUGAUGGUAUCAAGGCUGGUGUUGAUGUUAACUGUGGUGACACUUACCAAAACAACCUUGGUUAUGCUUUAGGAAACAAGACCAUUAAUGAAGAUCAAAUUAGAGCUUCAGUUACUCGUCAAUACUCCAACUUGAUUAGAUUAGGUUACUUUGAUUCUCCACAAACCAACAAGUACAGAACAUACAAUUGGAGUGACGUUUCUACUUCGCAAGCAAAUCAAUUAGCUUACCAAGCUGCUGUUGAAGGGAUUACUUUAUUGAAGAACGACGGUACUUUGCCAUUCAAUAAGGAUAAGGUCAAAAACGUAGCUGUAAUUGGUCCAUGGGCUAAUGCUACUACAGAUAUGCUUGGUGAUUAUGCUGGCACUCCACCAUACUUGAUCUCUCCAUUGCAAGGGGCUCAAGACAGCGGUUUUAAAGUUCAAUAUGCCUAUGGUACUCAAAUCAACACAACUCUUACUACUAAUUAUACCGCUGCUCUUAAUGCUGCCAAAGGAGCAGACGCGAUUGUUUACUUUGGUGGUAUUGAUAACUCCAUUGAAAAUGAAGCUCUUGAUAGAGAAUCUUUAGCUUGGCCAGGAAACCAAUUAGACUUAGUUAGCAAGCUUUCUGGUUUGAAUAAGCCAUUGGUUGUUGUACAAUUUGGAGCUGGUCAAGUAGAUGACACUGAAAUUAAGAACAACAAUAAUGUUAACUCAAUUGUUUACGCUGGUUACCCAGGUCAGAGUGGUGGUACUGCAAUUUGGGAUGUUUUAAACGGUAUCUAUGCUCCAGCUGGUCGUUUGAGUACUACUCAAUACCCAGCUUCUUAUGCUGAUCAGGUUCCAAUGACUGAUAUGACCUUAAGACCAAGAGAUGGCUACCCAGGUAGAACCUUCAUGUGGUACAAUGGUGAACCAGUUUAUGAAUUCGGUUAUGGUUUACAUUACACAACCUUCUCUGUUUCCCUUGCUAACGCUCCUCCAAAAGGUGCCCCACAAUCUUUCAACAUUGACCAAUUUAUUGCUGCCAAGAGUAGUCAAUACGUCGACACAAGUCUCAUUACUACGUUUGAUGUGAACAUCAAGAACACUGGUAAGGUUACAUCUGAUUACGCUGCAUUAUUAUAUUCAAACACAACGUCUGGUCCAGGUCCCCAUCCAAACAAAAUUUUGGUUUCUUUUGACAAGUUACACCAAAUCCACCCUGGUCAAAUACAAACAGCUAGUUUGCCAGUUACUAUUGGAUCCUUACUUCAAACUGAUACCAAUGGUAACAAGUGGUUAUACCCGGGUGCUUACACUUUCUUUGUUGAUAAUGACAUGAAGGCUCAAUGGGAAAUCACUCUUACAGGCCAAGCUGCACUUGUCCAAAACUAUCCAUCUCAAUCAUAA